AUGAACCCGUCGGUUCUGGCCGUUCAUAUUAUGAUCGGCGUAUUGGGCGGAUCAGGACUCAUAUUGAAUACUGUGGUAUUGUAUUUUCUCUGUCAGACACAGCUCACUUCCAAACUGACCACAACUUUGAUGCGUAGUCAAAGUGUGGCGGACGGAUACUCUUCCCUCAUAAUCAUACUGUAUCAAAUACUUGGUCCACAAAUUCACACCGGUUCCGAUCCGAUAGAUCGAUUACUCUGCUGGUUCUGGUCACAUGAUCAAUUGUUCUGGUUCGGGGUCUCGCUUAGUGUACACAAUAUUGUAUGCAUCUCAUUCGAUCGCCUGAUAGCCGUGGUUCGACCCAUCCAAUAUCGUCUACAUCAAACCUAUCUGCUUGUGGUCUGUUACGUCUAUCUAAUUGGGAUUGUUCUGUUUCUGUUCGUCCCGAAUUUUCUCUUGCGUGAUUAUCAUAACGGUACGUGUUGGUACGGGAUCCCGCAGGAGAAUACCGCGAAAAGUCGAUUUCUUGUGUUACACUCCUAUUUUUGGUUUACUCUGGCCUAUUUGUUACCGGCACUGUUUGUGGUCCUCUGUCAUGCCAUGAUCAUACGCUAUCUGCGCCGAUCACAAGCCGAAGUAGCCAGUGAAACUCCCGGUCAAGGUGGAUCAAUCAAUGUGAAACGAAUUGUGACAGUCACGGCUGGGAUGGCGGCGAAUUUACUGCUAUUUCACGCCUGUGAAUGUGUUCGUUACAGUCUGGCCGCGAUGAAUGUGAUCCGUUACGCGGCCGGAUCGCCGGAACAACAGGCAGGAAUUCUGUUGAUCACAAUCAGUUUCUGUAUUAAUCCGUGCUUGUUACUCUACACCAAAGCCUCAUUAUUUGUGACUAUACGGGAUUGUAUUUGCCUGGGGAUUCCACGAGUUUGGGGCCGUUCGAAAACGGUUUUACGGCAGCGACAAGGUUUGCCAUUGCAAUAA
Echinostoma caproni is the source of this 957-nucleotide messenger RNA. The record is from the annotation of a GenBank genome assembly. Lineage: Eukaryota; Metazoa; Platyhelminthes; Trematoda; Plagiorchiida; Echinostomatidae.